GCGCGGUUCUGGCGAUCUGCCUAUGGUGGGUGCGGGGAGGACACCGAAGAGCCCGCCUCCCAAAUCUGCGGCGCUGGAGCCGCCUCUGGCAGUGGAGCGGGCGGACGGCAGGCGCCCUAUCGCAGUGCACACUCGCGGGACGGUGGACGUGGGCCGAUAGGGGCGGACACCCGUGAAGACAGUGUACUAAAGCCACGCUGGAUUGAAGUGAAGAGUCACUGGUGUCGGUGUCAGCUGUUUGUGUCAAUCGGAGUGUCAGUGUCACAGGAGUCGGUGUCAGCGGCUGGCAGUGAUUGUGGCGUGACUCGAUAGUGAUUUGGUCAGCGGCGCCGGCUGGUGCGACGCUGGGUCUCAGUGAAUCGACCACAGACAUCAGACGCCGCCAAACGGCGCCGCGCCAGUGGUGCUGCAAGGCUUAGCUGAUAAACAGCGGUCUGACAUCUGGUCUUUUACACAUAUCCAGCAAUCAAGUGGUCCUGCAAUCGGCACUAAAACGCAACUUUAGUGUCGCAACCUGAGACAAUAUCGUCACUUCGUGAAGUGACCUUGUGUCUGACCGCGUGACCUUACCUUGUGAUCAGGUCUGACUGGCUGGGUCCGGUCAGGUUUGACACGCUCUGUUGGUGACACGCUCUCGAUUGUAAUGAUUUCUUCGAGGGAUUUUUUCAAGUGACAUCUUGAAGUGACAUCUUCAAGCGACCUCUUCAAUGACUUAUUCAAGCGUCCAGUUCAAAACUGCUUCGAAAUACCGCUUCAAGUGACCUCUUCAAGUCCAAGUGACCUCUUCUGGGCCAGUUAGGCUGGCUGCUGGUUGCUUCCCGAGUCUGACAGGACAUCAGUCACGAUGGCUCGAGAUCGUCUUCUAGAGCUGCAGCAGCGGGCCGGAAAUGCUCCAACCAUCACCCCCGCGCCUCUCCCGGCGGCUCCGGCGGCUCCCGCACCUCCGGCAGCUCCUGCGAGCUCCUCUGACCCGGAGGCCGGCCAGCCGGUGGUGGUCGUCUCGCGUCCCUCCCGGCUGGCGCGCUUCCUCCGCCGUGCCCCGGCCGGGGCAGCUGCCGGGACAGCUGCGGGGACAGCUGCGGCAGCUGCCGGCCAGCAGGAGCAGCCGCUGGUGCAGCAGCUGCAGCAGGAGCUGGCCGAGCUGAGCGCCGCGCUGGCCGAGACGCGCGCCGCUGUGGACGAGGUCAGCAGGCAGCAGUGUCGUCAGCUGAACUCACCGAGACACCAGGAGCAGGCCUGGCAACAGACCCAGGACAGCGCCGCGGCCGCCCUCGCCAACAUCAGCCGGAUCAAGACCAAGCUGGACAGACUCCAGAAGAAGCUGACGGAGUCCCUGCCGGAGCUGACGGCGACCCAGGCCAAGAUGCUGCAGAACCAGGUGAACGGUUUUCGCACCCAGCUGCUCACUGUCGUCCAACGUUUCAACGAGGAGGAGAUGAACUUCAGGGCAAAGAAGAAGGAUCACCUGAAGCGGCAACUGCAGAUCACGGGCGCCGACAUGGACGACGACGAACUGGAGAACUUGAUAGACCGAGGCGACGCCCAGAUCUUCAACGAAAGCAUUCUGAUGCGCGUGGAGACAGCGCGUGCAGAACUGAACGAAGCCGAGGAGCGGUACGAGCAGAUCCGCGCACUGGAGAUGUCCAUACAGCAGCUGCACGAGAUGUUCCUCCAGCUGUCGCUACUGGUGCAGCAGCAGGGCGAGAUGGUCGACCGCAUCGAGGAAAAUACGUUCCAGACGGCUGCGAAAGCAGAAGGAGGUGCCAAGCAGCUUCACGGAGCGCUGAAAAAGCAGCAGCGAGGCCGGAAGAUGCGGAUCGUAUGCGGGAUUCUGGUGGCCGUCAUCAUCGUCAUAUUGGUCAUCAUCCUCCUCAGCUACCUCGGGUAGUGUGCCUGUCUGGAUCCAGACUCCAGUGUACUCUACCGUCCAUCCAGAACUACCAGUGCGGUGCUGUCCUGUAGAACGAAAUACUGAGCGUAUGAGUGCGAUCGUGUGACGAAAUGUGAUAGCCCUCGGCCAGCCUGAUGCGUGUUUAGGACUGGUGCGUGUCAUGAUGCCGUUUUGGAAUGUGCUGCGUCUUCGCUGACUUGGACAGCAGUGGUGAUCAUGGGGACGAUAUGUGAUGAUACCCCGUAGGAAGAGUAGGACGAGACUCAGAUUCCGUGAUUGGGCCGCAAAGCGAAAACUUCAUUAUGAGACUGCCGUGGGAGCUCUUGCAACUCAUUGACUCACGUGCUUCUGAGGGAACUACCAGAAGACCCACAUCGUCCGAGUGUGUUACAACGACUCAUGAACUCACAGACUGCGAGUGAAGUGUUAGCUGUGCUAUCGUACCAACCAUGCCCUCAGUCACAGCAGGAUGGCGGCACAGUGCGCGGUGUGCAGCGCACACUCGUCAGUGACAACAGCGAGCCUAUCCAUUAUCUCACUGUCCCAUAAGCCGUAUGUGCACUAGUGGUGUCAAUUUCAGAAAACGUUUGUCCAAUGUCCGUCAAAUGUCCAAUACUUAUGUCGAUUGCCCGUCCAAAAAUGUUCAAGCCAGCCAUUUGUCCAAAGAUGUCCGACACCUUCGCAAUAGUUAACACUCAACGUUGUUAUUUAAUUUGCUUUUAAUGUACCAUCACCAGCUCAAAAGCGUUAAUCAUAUCGAAAGCUGAGCAUCCUAAUAGCCAAUCAAUGUUAAACACGAUUACUUUAUAAAAAUGUUGAGGUGUAGCAAGCGAUUGUCCAAAGUUAUCCAAAGCCUGCUGUCAUUGUCCAACCGAAUUCCGAAUUGGACAUUGGACAAAAUCGGAAUUCCGAAGAUUCAAGUUCCGAUUGACACCACUAAUGUGCACAUAAACGUCAUACGGCAAUUGGAGCAAGCCAACAGUGGAUGCGAGAUGUUUACAUGCAAUAGCAUAAAAUGGUAUUUUGGUGAGGGUUUUGGUGCUUACGCCAGUGUCCUUAACUCCUUAGUGUAUUUAUAGGUGUCAUUUAUAUCAGCGCAAUAAAGCUUGGGUAAUCUUUGGUCACCGUUAUGGGCGUAAGUGCGUAUCGCACCAUCCAUGCGCCCUUUGCUGUUAGGUUUCGCAGGUGGAGCUAGUAGUCACACAUGACAAUCUAACAGAUGUCGCAGCGUAACUCGUGAGUCCGAUUCCAUAUCGGUCGCGUCUUUUGUUAUCCAUCUGCUAUCCUCUCUGAGGAUGUGCAGUGAGUCCAGAGGUGAAAUAUAAAACGAUGAUUCGACCGGUAA
Messenger RNA from Amphibalanus amphitrite, 3236 nucleotides. RefSeq names its product syntaxin-1A-like. Gene Ontology annotation, molecular function: SNARE binding; SNAP receptor activity. The transcript is spliced from 5 exons. Gene Ontology annotation, cellular component: SNARE complex; endomembrane system; plasma membrane. Gene Ontology annotation, biological process: intracellular protein transport; exocytosis; vesicle fusion. The record is from RefSeq and is a predicted model, not a curated record. Bases 845 to 1888 code for a protein of 347 amino acids. NCBI's taxonomy places the organism in Eukaryota, Metazoa, Arthropoda, Thecostraca, Balanomorpha, Balanidae.